Messenger RNA from Racocetra persica, 268 nucleotides. NCBI's taxonomy places the organism in Eukaryota, Fungi, Glomeromycota, Glomeromycetes, Diversisporales, Gigasporaceae. The record is from the annotation of a GenBank genome assembly.
AUGAAUCAGAAGAUACUUCUGAUAGUAUAUUAAAAUAUAAUUCAGAUUCUAUAUCUGUUACACUUUUUGAAUCUUCAGCUUUAUAUAACAAAUAUUCAAUAUCAUCUUCUAAUCUUAAGCGUACUACUUUAUUAUAUACUUCUAAAUCUUUAUAUAGUUCUGAACUACUUACUUUAGAUAACUCUAAAAAUCUUACUUUACCAUCAGAUAGUUUCACUUAUUCAGAUCCUUCUAAUGUUAAUUUUUCUCAAAAUACUAAAAAACACAA